CGUCUGUCAUCCUGCACGCUGCAAUAUGGCCACUAUCUACAACCCACAAUGCAGUUCACCGGUAGUCGCAAACCACGUGUCCACUUUCAUUUUCGAUGACGACGCAAAAGAUUCCGAUUUCAAUAUGGGGAGAACAAUUUUAGCAGAUGAGCAUUUACAGAGCUAUAUAUUCGAAAUUCUUAAGUCUGGUAAAUGGACUAUCGGAUUAAUAAUAGGACAGCUGACAUCACAAAAAGAUUAUGCCGUAAAAUUAAUUCGUACACCGGAGCCGGUCGAAGACGAAUGCAGUGAAGAUGAGGAAUCGGCAAGUCCAUCGAAGAAGAGAAAAAGAAACAAACCCGAAAGUCUGGCGACCGUGGACGAACAAUGGGUGGCUCAACACGCCAAGCAGGUCACGCGGAUGUUGCCAGGUGGAAUUGACGUUAUUGGAGUAUUCGUUGUUGCACCACCAAAAAUGACCCAGCCGGCGCAAUCAAAGUUAAGGCAGGUGCUAUUUGCGAUUCAGAAAGUGCAAAAAAAGACAUUUCCUUUAGAAGGUGAGCAGAGUGUCACAGACAGAAUUCUGCUUCAGGUGUGUUCGGAGACCAAAAAGUUCACUUGUCGUACUGUGGAUGUAGCCGACCCGAAAAGCGACAUGCGUCCCGCGGAAUGGAAAAGUCAGUCUUCGGGAGAGACAUGGAUUAAGCUUCAGUCUCGCGUCAGUGUCAACAUCCACAUCAAUAUUCCCCAGAAAAAUCAAGAUCAGAUGUUCUUCAAGCGAAUUCAGGGUGCCAUCUUGCCAUACUGUCAGCGUAUUCAGGACGGAAUAGUCAUGAUUGACAACAAACUGCGCGGGGGUCAAGAGCUGCUGGUUCCCUCGCAGUCUGAGGGGAAAAAAGGGAAAGGAAAGGAAAAGGGCGCAGUAAUGAAGGAACCAAUGAAUGUGAAGUUCCUGACGCAGUUAGAGUCAAGCAUUUCCACAGCCCCUGUGAUUGAGGAUUGCAGUUCUCGUAUGAUCAUCAAAGGCUGCGUCAGUUGUCGAGCAUUUGUCAACUCACGAUCAACUGUAGAUGAAGCAACACGUGCCAUAAAAGCUGACUUUAUUCGAAGUUUGAUCAGUCGCUGUGAAUUACUGAGCGAGGAUAUUGACGUCAUUGAAGAGGAGACAAGCAUCAAGGAACUCUACGACACACCUAUCAGAGUGUUCGGUUGUCUGCCUUCGUCGACCAUUGAGUUCUGUGACUACGUCUUUCAAGAUGAAAAGAUUGAAGAAGUCAUUCAGAGAAUAAAAGAAUUGCUCGAUGUCUUGGUAACAGAAAAUGACCUUGACCUUACUAGUGAAAAAGUGGCCACAGAAGAGGACUGGUCCAAUGCCCAAGGUGUGCAGGCCCAGAUAUCAACUAGUGAAUCUACCCCAUCUGGACAGGUCCGGGAAAUUCCUAUUGGUGCAAUUCUUGGAGCAGCUGUGUUAAUAUUAUCUGUGGUUUUGUACUUCGUGACAUCUUAACUUUGUUCAAAAGUUAUUACACUACAGUGUUCUUGACAAUACUUCAAUUAAAUGUUGUUUUAAUGGUUUAAAAUUAAAUGUUGUACCAAUGUU
Magallana angulata is the source of this 1579-nucleotide messenger RNA. RefSeq names its product protein odr-4 homolog. The record is from RefSeq and is a predicted model, not a curated record. The transcript has a single exon. Lineage: Eukaryota; Metazoa; Mollusca; Bivalvia; Ostreida; Ostreidae. Gene Ontology annotation, biological process: intracellular protein localization. Bases 26 to 1486 code for a protein of 486 amino acids. Gene Ontology annotation, cellular component: endomembrane system.